Molecule: messenger RNA, 2184 nt
Organism: Colletotrichum karsti
Lineage: Eukaryota; Fungi; Ascomycota; Sordariomycetes; Glomerellales; Glomerellaceae
Exons: 4
Coding region: 1-2184 (727 amino acids)
Source: RefSeq, a predicted model, not a curated record
AUGAGGUCCACUACUCUCAUCGCUGCCUUUGCGGCCCUUGUCAAGGCUCAGUCUGGCCUUGACUUCGAUAUGAUCGAUGCGGCCCCUGAUCCGCCUAUUGCCACAGUUCCCAUCGGAGCUGCUGCCGCAACUGUCGUCUCUUACGAUGCCAACGCGGCGGCUGCUAGUGUCUCUUCCGAUGUCAAGGCCAGCCCGCUUCCUCAGGAGACUGCGCCGGCGAUGGCAACUUCUGCCGCAAAGAUGAAGAAGAGUCUUGUCCAACGCAGCCCAUGCAGUCCUCAGCCCGCCGGAAACGGUCCCGUGCCAAACCCCGAUACCUCCGCCGCGUUUCUGAGCUCUACCGACCUUUCGAACGCUGCCAACAACGCCCCGACCCCUGAUGGCUACGUCAACACCUUCAAGAACCUGCAGGCCUCCAGCAGUGCUUACGGCUACAUGGGUUACACCACCCUCAAUGCUUACGACACCAAGGUCUGCGCUUCCAAGUGUGACGCCAUCAACGGCUGCAUCGCCUUCAACAUCUACUUUGAGCGUGACCCUUCCAUCGAACCUGCCGACAGCUGCCCCAACCCCUCGAGCACCAACGUCAUCAAGUGUGUCUUCUGGGGCGGUCUCGUUGACCAGAACAAUGCCAACAACCGUGGCCAGUGGCGCAACAACUUUGAGGUCGUCAUCGCUGGAUCCAACGGUUAUGUAGUCAGGCGCGCCGCGGACCAGCCCGGCUACAAUUCCGCAAUCAACUUGGGAGAUGCCGCCAUCAACGCACCCUCCGACUGCGCCGGCUUCGAUACUUUCAUGGGUUCCAAGAUUUUCACCAACGGUCCUUUCGAUCCCAAGCUUUGCGCUGCUGCCUGCACAGCUCAGUCUGAAUACAACCUCGCGCACCCUCCCCAGAACGCCCCGGCGCAGACUUGCCAGUUCUUCAACACCUUUUUCGUCUUGAAGAACGGAAUUCCCGAGGGACAAUACUGCUCACUGUACUCCAAGGCUUGGGACGUCAGCUACGCUACCAACACUGGUCAAUGGCGCGGCAACGACCGGUACACGAUCUUCCACAGCUUCUCAUACACCAACUCGACGAAUCCCGGAAAGCCUAGAAUUCCUUGCCCCGUUGCCAGUGCCAGCUCUACCAUUGUCCAGUCCACCCUUCAGCCUUACUGCUCGACUCUCCUAGGCUACACGACCCCGACGACCACCGCGACCCAGACUGCAUUCGCCACUGUCCCUUCGACUACUGUCACUUCCACAGUCACCCCUCUGGCCUCUACGACGACUACCACCACCCAGCUCGUUGCCGUCACUAAGCAGCUGAAGCGUGCGCUGGCUCCUCGCCCUACCACCACUUGCCUUCACGACGAUGAGACUCCUGAAGACCACUCUUACCAGAUUUCCCAAGGUCUUCGGGCUCGCGAUGACAGCCCGCUUGUCAACGGUACUACGGAGAAUGGACAUUUCGUCGAUAUGGAUGUCCCAGUCGAUAUGACAAACACCACGAGUCCUUCCAAGAGGAGGAUUCGCCGCGACGGCACGCCUGCUGGUCUUGCUGCAUUCCCUGCUGAUGUUAUCUCCUCCGCUUGCUCCCUGGUCGCCACCCCAGUGACUACAACUGUCACCGCCUCAGCCACCACCACCCAGACUGUUGUGAGUGGUGCGGCUUUGGCCACCACCACUGCUCCCACAAGCACCAUCGUUGUCGUCCAGACCGUCACUUCCACCACUACCAUCAACGUGGCUCCUAACGCGCCUACUGGUGCCAUCGGCUACCUUACCGUCAACCCCGUCGUGAACUCCCCCGCCCGUUACGUUCUUUCCGACGACUCGACUCACAUGACGGACAACUGGUACAGACAAGGACAACGUGAGACUUUCAUCGUCGCCGCGGACGGCACUCUCUACUCGGUCACCAACAACUCAUACUACUACAUCCAAAAUUACGAGAUGAGCUUGGUCUACUGGUCCAACUCCAAGAGCGCGGCGCAAUCAGGCUUCACUGCCACUCCUCUCGGCGAUGGAACCUCCAAGGUUACCCUUAGCUCGGGUGGCAAGAACUGGAAGUUCUGCCUGCGAACGGUGUCCACCGGUGACGGGAACUCGGGCGCUGGUAUGCACAUGCGCGCAUACAGCGGUACGAACACGUAUGGCACAGGGUGUGUUGACGUUGACUUGAUCAUCGUUCCUGUUUAA